Messenger RNA from Geodia barretti, 924 nucleotides. The record is from the annotation of a GenBank genome assembly. NCBI's taxonomy places the organism in Eukaryota, Metazoa, Porifera, Demospongiae, Tetractinellida, Geodiidae.
AUGGAGUCUCAGAUCGCGGGUGCACAGGCGCGUCAACGCAUCGCUCAGAUCCGGAUGGACGAAGCGGGCACGGAAGCACUAAAAGCCGUGAUUCAGGAGAUGGAGUAUAAGACCCAGGCAGCAGAAGUCCGUCAGUUGAUUGCGGAAGAAAAAAUGAGACGGGCUUUGGCUAGAGCGCUCCGAGCGGAGCAGCAAGCGAUAGCCGCUUACGAGGAAUCAAUUCAGGCAAGAGAGGAUGCCCAAAAUGCCCUGUUCCGAUCACAGAUACAAGUCGUUAUUGAUAAGAUAGAACUCAUACUAGAUGCAGCGAAAGAGGCGGGGGUGCUCACUUACGGCUUAGAUAACUACCAAACAGCGAGGGACCUGACUGCUCAAGCGCGCGCUGCCCUUGCACAGGAUAAUUUUAAUGAGGCGGAAUCGCUCGCGACGCAAGCCGAAAGCUACGCAAAUAAGGCGAAGAUUGCGGCCGUUGCCGGAAAGAAUGCUGCCGCUAGCGAAUCACAAGCGGCAAAACUUGAAGCACACACAAAUGCAAAGGUGGCGAUCGCCCGUGCACAGUUUGAAAUCGAUCGGGCUGAGAAGGUCAAUGCAUUUGAGCAUGCGGCGGAACUCUUUCAACGCGCUAUCACCAGCUUUGAAGGUGCGAAUAUGGCACUAACCAGAGAGCAGUAUGAUCGGGCAUUGCGGCUAGCCGCACAAGCUGAAACCAGUGCUAGUGAUGCCUUCGCCAUUGCGGAACCAAUUGAUCGCGAACGUCUUGCAAAGGAAGCACUAGCGGAACAAAUUGCUCAAGCCAAAGAUACAGUCUUCCGGGCGGAAGAAGCACUGAACCAGCAAGCAUCAUCGGUGGUGACGCUCAUCCCUGUGCUGCUACCAACAGGCGAAAACGCUGCUUGCAGAUGCCAAACAGGCGAUUGCGGAUGA